Pyricularia oryzae 70-15 is the source of this 6225-nucleotide messenger RNA. RefSeq lists its product as uncharacterized. The coding region runs from base 593 to 5365 and encodes 1590 amino acids. Gene Ontology annotation, biological process: vesicle transport along actin filament; actin filament organization. Gene Ontology annotation, molecular function: ATP binding; actin filament binding; microfilament motor activity. The record is from RefSeq and is a predicted model, not a curated record. The transcript is spliced from 6 exons. NCBI's taxonomy places the organism in Eukaryota, Fungi, Ascomycota, Sordariomycetes, Magnaporthales, Pyriculariaceae. Gene Ontology annotation, cellular component: myosin complex; actin cytoskeleton; cytoplasm.
CCAAACUGAAGAAUAAACUGACUUGAGACCACCUUGACCACCUAUUUACUGGCCCGUCAGAUGUUGCCUGUGGCUCCAACACUGCCUCGCCCAUCACAUCUGCAGCCCGCCAUCCAGCGUCACUGUGCAUUGCUGGCUUCUGGGAGAAUUUCAGUCUCCGCAAGAAAGUCUGCAAAACAGCUACAAAGGCAAAGGACCUUAAAAAAAAAUUGAGAUUCUUGGGCCUGCCAUUUAGUUUUGUUGCUGUUCUGGUGCUGCCUCUUCUUCUCGUGCAUCUAUUUUUUUUUUUCACAUAGCUGUUUGAUCCCCCAGUUUUCCCCUAAUUUGACGUCUGAAUGCAUUUCGCCGAGGCCGUCCACCGCUCGUUACUGUUUUGGCCCUAGUGUCUAGCCACUCCUCUCCUUUACGCGACAAAUCCCCAACAGUCGAAACAUCCUGCAUUCGCGCUCCCGGUGCCUGCUGCUGCACGCCGUCAAAUCAAAUCUGUCGACCCUAAUACAGCAGGGCAUAAAACCGAAGCUGUCCUGAUCAGAACUGAAGCCAGUGCCAGCGCAUACCGCGACUGAUACGGCCUCCCAACGGGCAGAUCAACAUGGCGGAGACGUACGAUGUCGGGACGAGGGCCUGGCAACCCGACGCAAACGAGGGCUGGGUUGCUUCCGAGGUGGUCAACAAGAAGGUUGAUGGCUCCAAAGUGAUACUCACCUUCAAGCUCGAGAAUGGCGAGACCAAAGAAGUCCAGGUCACCCUGGAGGCACUCCAGAGCGGUAGUGACCCUUCAUUACCACCAUUGAUGAAUCCUACGAUGCUCGAAGCUAGUGAUGACUUGACGAAUCUUUCCCAUCUAAACGAACCAGCCGUUCUGCAAGCCAUCAAGCUUCGAUACGCACAGAAAGAGAUCUACACAUACUCAGGAAUAGUCCUGAUAGCCACGAACCCCUUCGCACGCGUCGACUCCCUCUACGUUCCGGGCAUGGUGCAGGUAUAUGCAGGCAAGCAGAGGGCAACUCAAGCUCCCCACUUGUUCGCUAUUGCCGAAGAAGCAUUCAUGGAUAUGUUGCGGGAUAACAAGAACCAGACCGUUGUCGUUUCGGGAGAAUCCGGUGCUGGAAAGACCGUCAGUGCUAAGUACAUCAUGCGGUACUUUGCGACAAGAGAAUCUCCAAAUAAUCCCGGCGGCAAGUCCAAGAAGGGCGCCGAGGCUAUGAGCGAGACCGAGGAGCAGAUCCUGGCAACGAACCCGAUUAUGGAGGCGUUCGGUAACGCCAAGACGACCAGAAAUGACAACUCGUCUCGUUUCGGAAAGUACAUCGAGAUCAUGUUUGACGAAAAUACCAACAUCAUCGGCGCAAAGAUAAGGACAUACCUUUUGGAGCGCUCGAGGCUUGUGUUCCAGCCUCUCAAGGAGCGCAACUACCACAUUUUCUACCAGCUCGUAGCCGGUGUCAGUGAUCAGCAGAGGCAGGAACUUGGGAUCCUGGCCAUCGAGGAGUUCGAGUACCUAAACCAGGGCAACACACCGACGAUCGACGGAGUAGACGACAAGGCCGAGUUCAUGGCGACAAAGGCCUCCUUGAAGACCAUUGGUGUAACUGAUGCCCAACAGGAUGAGAUCUUCAAACUGCUUGCUGGUUUGUUGCACCUGGGUAACGUCAAGAUCACUGCCUCGCGGUCCGACAGUGUGCUCGCACCAACUGAACCUUCGCUGGAGCGGGCCUGUGCCAUCCUAGGCAUCGAUGCCACCGAGUUCGCCAAGUGGAUCGUUAAAAAACAGCUUGUCACUAGGGGUGAGAAGAUCACGUCCAACUUGUCACAGGCACAGGCUAUUGUCGUCCGAGACUCCGUCGCCAAGUUCAUCUACUCGAGCCUGUUCGACUGGCUGGUGGACAUCAUCAACAGGAGUUUGGCCACAGAUUCAGUUAUCCAGCGGGUCAAGUGCUUCAUUGGUGUGUUGGAUAUCUACGGUUUUGAGCAUUUCGCCAAGAACUCGUUUGAGCAGUUCUGUAUCAACUACGCAAACGAGAAACUGCAGCAAGAGUUCAACCAGCAUGUUUUCAAGUUGGAGCAGGAAGAGUAUCUUAAGGAGCAAAUCGACUGGACCUUUAUCGACUUCGCAGACAACCAGCCAUGUAUUGACCUCAUUGAGGGCAAGUUGGGUAUUCUUUCACUCCUAGACGAGGAGUCAAGACUGCCCAUGGGUUCCGAUGAGCAGUUCGUGACAAAACUGCACCACCACUACUCUGGCGACAAGCACCAGUUCUACAAGAAACCCAGGUUUGGCAAGUCUGCUUUCACAGUCUGCCACUAUGCUGUCGACGUCACCUAUGAGUCGGAGGGCUUCAUCGAGAAGAACCGUGAUACAGUGCCGGAUGAACACAUGGCAGUUCUGAGGGCCUCGAGCAACAAGUUCCUUGGCCAGGUUCUUGACGCAGCUGCGUCCCUUCGUGAGAAGGAUCUUGCUUCCGCCUCGACUGCGGUAGCCAAGCCCACAGCCGGCCGCAAGAUUGGUGUCGCAGUUAACCGCAAGCCGACACUCGGAGGUAUCUUCAGGUCUUCGCUGAUUGAGCUCAUGAACACAAUCAACAACACCGAUGUGCACUACAUCAGGUGUAUCAAGCCCAACGAGGCAAAGGAGGCUUGGAAGUUCGAGGGCCCCAUGGUUCUCAGCCAGCUUAGAGCCUGUGGUGUUCUUGAGACGGUCCGCAUUAGCUGUGCUGGUUAUCCUACAAGAUGGACAUAUGAGGAGUUCGCUCUCCGAUACUACAUGUUGGUUCCUUCAAACCAAUGGACAGCAGAAAUCAGGCCCAUGGCAAAUGCGAUCUUGACGAAGGCCCUCGGCGAGAACUCUGGCAAGGGCACGGACAAGUACCAGCUUGGUCUUACCAAGAUUUUCUUCCGCGCCGGUAUGCUCGCCUUCCUCGAGAACCUCAGGACAAGCAAACUCAACGACUGCGCCAUCAUGAUUCAGAAGAACCUGAGAGCUAGAUACUACCGCCGCAGGUUUAUUGCCAUCCGCGAGUCCAUCAUCCGCCUGCAGGCUACUGUCCGGGGUCACAAGGCUCGCAAGGAGGCCCAGGAUCUGCGCGUCACCAAGGCUGCUACCACAAUCCAGCGGGUGUGGCGUGGACACAAGCAAAGAAAGGCGUUCUUGCGAAUCAAAAACGAUCUUACCCUCGCCCAGGCUGCCAUGAAGGGUUACCUGCGCAGGAAGGAGAUUAUGGAGACUCGUGUAGGCAACGCUGCCCUCCUCAUUCAGAGGGUAUGGCGCUCAAGGAGGCAACUCAGGUCGUGGCGCCAGUACCGCAAGAAGAUUGUCCUCAUCCAGAGCUUGUGGCGUGGAAAGACUGCCCGCCGUGGCUACAAGAAGGUCAGGGAAGAGGCUCGCGACCUGAAGCAGAUCUCGUACAAGCUUGAGAACAAGGUUGUCGAGUUGACGCAAUCUCUGGGCACCAUGAAGACCCAGAACAAGGACCUCAAGAACCAGGUCGAGAACUACGAGAACCAGAUCAAGUCGUGGAAGAGCAGGCACAACGCACUCGAGCUCAGGACAAAGGAGCUGCAGACCGAGGCCAACCAGGCCGGUAUUGCCGGCGCCAAGCUGGAGCAGCUGGAGGAUGAAUACAAGAAGCUUCAGACCAACUUUGACGAGUCGGUCGCCAACGUCAAGAGGAUGCAACAGGCAGAGGCCGAACUUAAGGACUCGCUCCGAGCUACUACAACGGAGCUGGAGGCGGCUAGGGAGGACAUCAACCGUUCUGAGGCUGAGAAAAACAACCUCAGGCAACAACUCGUCGAGCUCCAGGAUGCUCUCGAGAUCGCCAGGAGGUCCGCUCCUGUCGGCAACGGAGAGAUCGCCAACGGCGCUGCGCCUACGCCAUCGCUUGCCAACGGUCUGAUCAACCUCGUAUCCGCCAAGAAGCCCAAGCGGAGGAGUGCCGGCGCCGAGCCCAGAGAGAUGGACCGAUACAGCAUGGCCUACAACCCACGCCCUGUCUCUAUGGCCGUUACCGGCGGUGGCCGACAAACUCUCUCUGGCUCAACAUUUGUUGCCAGCGCGGAUACCAUCGAGAUGGAGCUCGAGUCGCUGCUUGCUGACGAGGAGGGCCUGAAUGAUGAGGUUACCGUUGGUCUCAUCCGUAACCUCAAGAUUCCGUCACCCAACACCAACCCCCCUCCAUCGGACAAGGAGGUUCUCUUCCCAUCCUACCUCAUCAACUUGGUCACCUCUGAGAUGUGGAACAAUGGCUUCGUAAAGGAGUCGGAACGCUUCCUGGCCAACGUGAUGCAGUCCAUCCAGCAGGAGGUCAUGCAACAUGACGGAGAGGAUGCCAUCAACCCCGGCGCCUUCUGGCUCUCCAACGUCCAUGAAAUGCUUUCAUUCGUGUUCCUCGCCGAGGACUGGUAUGAGGCCCAGAAGACGGACAACUAUGAGUAUGACCGUCUCUUGGAGAUCGUCAAGCACGACCUCGAGUCUCUGGAGUUCAACAUCUACCACACCUGGAUGAAGGUGCUCAAGAAGAAGCUGCACAAGAUGAUCAUCCCCGCCAUCAUCGAGUCGCAGUCGCUACCUGGCUUCGUGACUAACGAGAACAGCCGGUUCUUGGGCAAGCUACUCCAGGGCAACUCGACUCCUGCCUACAGCAUGGACAACCUGCUCAGCCUUCUCAACAGCGUCUUCCGUGCAAUGAAGGCUUACUACCUGGAGGAUUCAAUUAUCACGCAGACAGUGACGGAGCUGCUGCGCCUGGUUGGUGUAACGGCCUUCAACGACCUUCUGAUGCGCCGCAACUUCCUUUCAUGGAAGCGUGGUCUGCAAAUCAACUACAACAUCACGAGGAUUGAGGAAUGGUGCAAGAGCCACGACAUGCCUGAGGGCACCCUCCAGCUUGAGCACUUGAUGCAAGCAACCAAGCUUCUUCAGCUCAAGAAGGCUACCCUGAACGACAUUGAGAUUAUUCAAGAUAUCUGCUGGAUGCUUUCUCCCAACCAAAUCCAGAAGCUGCUUAACCAGUAUCUUGUCGCCGACUAUGAGCAGCCCAUCAACGGCGAGAUCAUGAAGGCUGUCGCUUCAAGGGUGACGGAGAAGAGUGACGUGCUUCUUCUGCAAGCCGUAGACAUGGACGACAGCGGUCCUUACGAGAUUGCCGAACCCAGGGUGAUCACUGCCCUGGAGACUUAUACCCCAUCUUGGCUGCAAACUCCUAGGCUAAAGCGUCUUGCCGAGAUCGUCUCGGCGCAGGCUAUUGCCCAGCAGGAGAAGAUGGACAUGCAAGAAUAUGACGGUGAAGAAGACGAGGGUGAGGAUGGUCAGCAGCAGCUUGGACAAGUCGACGAGGCACCAGAGCCCAUCGGCGCCAGCGCAUAGUGCUCUGCUGGGACAGCCAUUGGGCUCAUGAGGCGUCACACCCCUAGACUGGCGGCAUCCGCUGCAUCGCCCAAAUCGGUGGUGUUUGCGAGGUGGAGCAGACCACAGGUUAAACGGUUGUCUUUUGGGUAUGAUGGUGUAUUGCCUGAUGAUAAUGAUGACGACAAGCCAGGCGAGAUGAUGGCCGAACAACAGGAAAUGAUUAGACAGUUGUCGGCCACGCAAUAGUUAUGUUUUUUUUUUUUCAAUUCCUCUUGACUGGUCUUUACAGUCCAGAAAGGACUCCUUUUCUCCCUCUUUUCCCACUUGGUCUGGUAGUCACGAGACCAAGACCGAUCAACCUUCAUGGCUCUGUAUGGGCUUUCUAGGUUUUGCAUUUGGUUGGGAGAUGUGGGAGGUGGAGGGGUUUUGGUUGUGCGAUACCAAUGUUACCAUAUUUUUUUGUCUUGAUACAACUUUGUGUUGCGGCUCUUUAUUUUUUCUAUUACAAGGCAGAUUUUGGGAUAAAUCAGGUUGCUUGUUCUUUUCUGGUUUUUUUUUGCUUCUUUCUUUUGCUGUCAACUCAUGGUUAGGGACUCGCUACCCUUCCUUUGAUCUGGUUCCACGUUUGUGUGUGGACAGUCGCGAGGGGUCAAUGUCUUUUAGAGCGUGGCUGGCAGUGUUUGAUAGAAAUGGGAUAAAAAGAAGGUUAAGCGAUGUACUCCCAAAAGCUAUACAAUGGUGUUUCCUGGUUUCGGUUUUUCUGUCACGGAGUACAUGAAAGGAGGUAGAUGGGUGCACGUGACUUUUUUUGCUUCGUUUGGAGGAAAUUUUGCAUGAAAUUGAAUGAGACCCAUCUUUUCCACCCAAGUGCGGUUCCC